This is a messenger RNA of Prosopis cineraria, 2250 nucleotides long. RefSeq names its product mini-chromosome maintenance complex-binding protein. Gene Ontology annotation, molecular function: chromatin binding. The record is from RefSeq and is a predicted model, not a curated record. The coding region runs from base 158 to 1939 and encodes 593 amino acids. Gene Ontology annotation, biological process: DNA-templated DNA replication. The transcript has 14 exons. NCBI's taxonomy places the organism in Eukaryota, Viridiplantae, Streptophyta, Magnoliopsida, Fabales, Fabaceae.
CUAGGGCUCAGGAUGGCGGGAAUAAACAGCGCACGAAGUUUAGGCGGGAAAACGAACAACAUAUCUCCACUGACCACUGGACGGGUAGUGAACCGCCGACCAUCCUGAUUCCGCUAAAGGCGAAAGACAGAGCGAUUAGGCGAUUCAGAACUUAGAAAUGGUGGGACCGCCUUACGAUUUUCUGGCGAAUCCUCUCGGUGUCGUGAGAUCCACGUUCGAGAAAGCGAUUGCUUCGAGCUCCGACCCUGCCUCAUUUGACGCCAAGGACUGGGGCGCCAUUGAUCUCUUCAGUCGUUUCCUCUUUGAUCAGCCUGGACUUUCUCGGGUUCCAGUUUUGACUCCUGCAACCCUCAGAUGGGUACAACCCAAUACUCUAGUUCGGUUUCGCGGAAUGAUACAAGACAUGCUUGGGAAUGAGCUUUAUGUGGGUGCUUAUAAGGAUGGUUCAGUGUGGAGGACCAACAAGUUUAUGGAUGUAGCUCAGUUUCCUAUGGGUUCCUCAGCAGAUAUGCGAAUCUGGGAACGGCGGCUACUAUACUGUGUUCCGGUUCCGGGGCAGAAUGAAUGGACUGAAAUUUCAACAGAAGCAUUUACUAAUCAAUAUAUGGAUUGGACAUUUCAACAAAGAGAAAAGAGGAGGCGGGCAGAUGAUGAAUCUGAUGAAUGCAAGGAUAUGCAUGUUUCAGCUGAUAUGAUUCAAGGCUCUCCAGAUACCAAAAAGAUGAGAGAAGAUGAACACCCUUCCCUUGCUACUGUAUCUCUGGGAGUUUUGCCUGAGACUUCUAGCUCUAGCAUGGAUAUGAUGCUUGGGUAUGAUGGUAAUUCACUUCCUUGUCUUGUGAAGGUAUAUGAUUCUCCAGAAUCUGACUUAAAGCUGAAUGAUGUAUUUGAGUUUGUUGGUGUCCUUGCUUCUAAUGUGGAGGCUCAGGUGGACAAUAAAGAUUGUGACUUUUCAGAUGAUUUUUGUGAAGACCCAUUGCAACAUUUUCCAGCUAACAAGGUACCACGCCUUCACUGCUUUAUUCACAGGAAGCUGGCAGUCUCAGACUUCCUUCAGAAUAACACCAUAAUAGAGCCAAAAUCCCACUUGAUCAAAGAGAUUAGGGAAGCUCUACUAAGACAUCUCACAUCUGUUCUUGGCAAUGAUGCUGUGGCUGCUCAUUUCUUGUUGCUACAUCUCCUAUCCAGGGUACAUGCUAGAGCGGACACUCUUGCAGUGGGCAAGCUUUCACUAAACCUUACUUGCUUUAGCAAAGAAACUAUGUCUACCUUUGGAAAUUUAUUAAUUCUUUCUGUAGAGAAUCUCUUGCCUUUCACACAUUAUAUGCCCCUCACUGUGGAGUACCUAAACACAACUGCACUUGCACCAAGGAAAGAUUAUGAUACAAACAGACUGGUUACUGGAGUACUGCAAUUAGCUGAAGGUUCACAUCUAAUUGUUGAUGAAACUAAAUUAGAGGCGGGAACCCUCAACUCUCUGGGUGUGGAGAAUGCAAGGCUGCUGAGAAAUUUGAUGGAGUUGCAAAAGCUGGAAUAUGAUUUCAAGUACUACAGAAUGGAAAUGGCUACUGAUGUUCAGCUGCUAGUUAUGUCAGAAGGGAAAUCAAAUAUAUUGCCCGCUGAUGUAGUUGUACCUUUCCGACCUUCUGUUGUAAAUGCUACUGAAGCAGUCGUUGGAGAAGCUUGGGACGCUUGGAGGUGGUAUUUGGCUACUGUUAGAUUACUUCCACAUUCUAUUGAAUCAGAAAUGCAGAAGGUGGUAGAAAAUGAUUUAGUUGCAGCAAGACAAGCGGAUAGGAGUUUGAAUCCCCAAGAUUUUAGCAGAUGGUUAACAAUGGGCCGUCUCAUGUCCUUGAGCUUUGGUGAGACCAGCCUGUCGCUAGAACAUUGGCAAAUGGUCAAGGAAUUGGAGAGGCUGCGAAGUGAGAGGUUAAAGUGAAGCAUUCUUUCUAACCAAUUAUGCAAGAUUUUGAACAUGGGUUAUGGGGUUGAACUGCUAAUUUCCGGUAGACAUUUGUAGAAAGGAUGGCCACCGGACGGCUUAUAAGAGUUUGGCUGUUAGACCUCACAACCUGAGUUGUCCAGCCAGUUUCUAUGCACCCUCGUAACGUGUAUAUUUUAACGUCGGCCUUUAAUUAAAAUCUUAAACUAAGUUAUGCAUUUGGUAAAAGUAACUUGAUACCGUUCUUGGGCUUUGUCCUUGGCAAAUUAGGUAAAUAGAUAAUAAAAAAGUUAUUAUUUAUUUGAAAA